UGGCAAUUUUCGAGAUCCUGUCCACCUAAGAAUCUGAAUAGAGGAAGCUGAAAGUUCCUAGGUAGUGUAAGUGGAAACCGUCGGUCAUCAAGCCAAGUACACACUAAGCGCCGCAGAUACUCUUGGUCUCUAGGAUGAGCUUGGAAAAACUCAUCAGCACUAAGGAUUCUAGCGUGCUCUUCCGAUAUUGUUACUCUUCCGACUCGCGCCCCAUUACCAAGUCUUCUGGCAUUGUCCGCAAUGUAGUGGACAGAAUGAAUGGGUAUCUCGUUCUCCGCCGAUACAACCGUGUGCUUCCACGGGAACUCCUCCAUACCCACAUAACAGGCGUUAAUGGCUGUUAGAGUACCACGAGCAGUGCUAGUGUCAUAAGUAUUCGGUGGUACAAUAAUAUUCAAAAUACACUUCCCAAGUGUUCGCACCAAUUCCUCGAACCUUGGCGAUGCGCUGCUGUCGAUAACAAAGCAGUAA
Haemonchus placei is the source of this 471-nucleotide messenger RNA. Lineage: Eukaryota; Metazoa; Nematoda; Chromadorea; Rhabditida; Trichostrongylidae. The record is from the annotation of a GenBank genome assembly.